Molecule: messenger RNA, 2410 nt
Organism: Exophiala oligosperma
Lineage: Eukaryota; Fungi; Ascomycota; Eurotiomycetes; Chaetothyriales; Herpotrichiellaceae
Product: S-adenosylmethionine synthase
Exons: 3
Coding region: 514-1689 (391 amino acids)
Biological process (GO): S-adenosylmethionine biosynthetic process
Cellular component (GO): cytosol
Molecular function (GO): methionine adenosyltransferase activity; ATP binding
Source: RefSeq, a predicted model, not a curated record
AGAGCGGUUGUAAGUGACGACCCGGAAAUGAAAACAAAAGAGUCCCGCACUCAGUACAAAAUGAAAUGCAUGGGGCCACUCAGAUUUUCCAUUUGCUGGCCACGUCUGAGCGACUGCCGAACAAACGGGCUGGUGCCGAUAACGACAUCGUCUUUUCUCCUCAUCAAUUUUCCCCCGAUUUUUUUCUAGUCCAAGAGAAUCUUCCCUUCUUGUUGUCAAACUAAUACCACAUAUACCGCCAACCUCCCACUCCACUUUCUUUGCUGUUUCUCUCUCUGACUCUUUACCUCUCGCUGUUGUAGUUCAUCUUCAUCGUAUACCAUCAGACCUCAAGAGCACAGAGUCCGCACAUUCAGACUGUGGUGCUGCCGAAUUUCCUCGAAACUCCGCAUUCAUUCUCUUCCACCGUCAACCGUACAUAAACCCCCUCCACCUUCAGGGCCUCCCACGCCUUGAAUAUCUCACAAUUCACCAUUUUCUAAACGUCCUCCAGUUCUCUUCCACACGUUCAAAAUGGCCGGCGCCGUCAACGGAGUCGACAAGCGCGACACCUUCCUUUUCACCUCCGAAUCGGUCGGCGAGGGACACCCGGACAAGAUCGCCGAUCAGGUUUCGGACGCUAUUCUCGAUGCCUGCUUGAGAGAAGACCCUUUCUCCAAGGUCGCCUGCGAGACCGCCACCAAGACUGGCAUGAUCAUGGUCUUUGGUGAGAUCACCACAAAAGCCCAUAUUGACUACCAAAAGGUCAUCCGUGACGCCAUCAAGGACAUUGGCUACGAUUCAUCCGACAAGGGUUUCGACUACAAGACAUGCAACGUCCUCGUCGCCAUCGAACAACAGUCCCCCGAUAUCGCCCAAGGUCUACACUACGAUGAAGAGUUGGAAAAGCUGGGUGCUGGUGACCAGGGUAUCAUGUUCGGCUAUGCUACCGACGAGACCCCAGAACUCCUGCCUUUGACCGUCAUCCUGGCACACAAGCUCAACUCUGCCAUGAUCGAGGCCCGCAAGUCGGGUGAGCUUCCUUGGCUGCGACCAGACACGAAGACCCAAGUCACGGUCGAAUACGCCCACGAUGGUGGUGCCGUUGUUCCCCUAAGAGUGGACACCGUCGUCGUGUCAGCUCAACACUCGGAAGACAUCUCUACCGAAGAACUACGGAAGGAGAUCAAGGAGAAGAUCAUCAAGCGGGUUAUUCCUGCCAAGUACCUCGAUGACAAGACCGUUUACCACAUUCAACCUUCCGGUCUCUUCAUCAUCGGUGGUCCUCAGGGUGAUGCUGGUCUCACUGGCCGCAAGAUCAUUGUCGACACCUACGGUGGUUGGGGCGCUCACGGUGGCGGUGCUUUCUCUGGUAAGGAUUACAGCAAGGUCGAUCGAUCAGCUGCCUACCUCGCCCGAUGGAUCGCCAAGUCCCUCGUCAAGGCUGGACUCGCUCGCCGUGCCCUCGUCCAGCUGUCCUACGCCAUCGGUAUCGCCGAGCCAUUGUCGCUUUUCGUCGAGACUUACGGAACCAGCAGCAAGACCAGCGCCGAACUCGUCCAGAUCAUCCGAAACAACUUUGACCUCCGACCUGGUGUGAUCGUCAAGGAAUUGAACCUGACCAACCCCAUCUACUGCAAGACGGCCAAGAACGGCCACUUCACCAACCAGAGCUUCACCUGGGAACAACCCAAGGAACUGAAGUUCUAAGUCGGCCCCGAAACUCAAUCACGAUCAUUUUGAGUAUGGAGAACUGCGACUGGGAGGGAGUGUAUAGACAAGAAUGUGUGUUACUUGCGGAGGUGAGGUCCGAGCUUCUGGUUUCAACAGACUCAGAGACGAACCUCGCCUUUCGCUCGUGGCGGCAGUCUGGACGUCUUGAUGUUCAACAGAUAGGAGUGGAAUGUGUUUUGUGAAGUUUUGGUGGCCUCUCUAGGAAGAUGACGGCCACUUGAAGAGGCGGGACGAAUCUCUACCCCCCUUUUUUGAUUCUAAAAAAAAGUUUUCACGGCGUGGGUUUCGUGACGAUAUUCAACAUGUUAUGAUACCCCCUUGCGCGCAAGAUACAUCUGAUGAUUUUUUUAUGAUUUGUGGAAAUCUUUCCACCUCUGGCAUUGGGAAUGGCGUUCAACUCGCUAUGCUAGAAAGAAGAAGAAGAAUACAGCAGACGAUAUUAUGGAAGACCAGUGAUAUGCAUUCGAGGGAUGAUGGCUUCAAUGACUUUGCCAUGACUAGUGGUCGCUGUUUAAGACGGAAAAAAAAAGACACAGAAAGAGGCAUGAGACGACAAGAUAAGAUUGGAUAGAUGAUGAUAGCCUCAACGACAGAUUCUUCUUGACGAACGAAAUAGGAGUUGGUUGAUGCGUGUGUGCUCACAAUAACAGAUCGACUCGACUCGGACGUUGCAUGGACAAUAAAACAACAACCUUCG